UGCGUCCUGCAGGGCAGCCUGGAGGAUGGCCGGAUCAUUGACACGUCGCUCACACGGGACCCGCUCCAGGUGGAGCUGGGCAAGCGCCAAGUGAUCCCCGGGCUGGAGCAGAGUCUGCUGGACAUGUGCGUGGGGGAGAAGCGCAGAGCCAUCAUCCCCCCGCAUUUGGCAUAUGGCAAACGAGGUUCCCCCCCAACCAUCCCAGGCGAUGCCGUGCUCAGGUUCGAGGUGGAGCUUGUGGCCCUGAGCCGGGCCAGCUACUGGCAGAAGGUGCUGAACGACGUGUUGCCCCUCGUGUGCCUGGCGCUGCUCCCGGCGCUCCUGGGCCUCAUCGGCCUCCACCUCUACCGCAAAGCCAGCAGCCCCAAGCUCUCCAAGAAGAAGCUCAAGGAGGAGAAGAGGAACAAGGCCAAAAAGAAAUAAAACGGAGCCUUAGCA
Molecule: messenger RNA, 438 nt
Organism: Tinamus guttatus (white-throated tinamou)
Lineage: Eukaryota; Metazoa; Chordata; Aves; Tinamiformes; Tinamidae
Source: RefSeq, a predicted model, not a curated record